Ordospora pajunii is the source of this 855-nucleotide messenger RNA. RefSeq lists its product as uncharacterized. NCBI's taxonomy places the organism in Eukaryota, Fungi, Microsporidia, Ordosporidae. Bases 1 to 855 code for a protein of 284 amino acids. The record is from RefSeq and is a predicted model, not a curated record. The transcript has a single exon.
AUGAAGGAGCUGGUGGAUGUUCUGUACUACGACUAUGUCCUGUCAAAACUAGCAAAUCUAUAUACGCUUGACAGUAGAAACGAAGAGAUUCUCCAGUAUCAGAAGAUCGCACAAAAGCUGUUGAUCAAACUCCGUGCAGACAAGAUAGUGUUUGAUGCGGAGGUAGGGCUGAAGUUUGUAUAUGUAAAGAUGUAUGACCUGCAUUUUUCAUUUGCAAAGUGUGCAGGCAGGUUACAUGUGUCCUGCUGCACAAAUCACUAUCUAAAGUUUCUUAAAACAGCAUACGACUAUCUAAUGAAGAUUUCGUUUGAGUACAGAUGCUUAAGCGAACACACUGGAUUUAAUAAGCUUGUUUAUGUGAUUGCCAUAGCUGCCUUGAUGAACUCAGCAACACAUGAGCAGUUUAUUAUGAUUAACGAAGCGGAGGAGAAUGCAGAUACAAUUGGAUCAUACCUUGAAAAGCAUGGAAUCAGGAUUAUAUCUAACGAGGAGUUCAAAGAGGAAAAAGCAAAAGCUUUCAAGACUACAGAUAUAGUGAUAAAUAAUGAGAGCGAGGGCCUGAAUAAGUCGUUUCAGUUGAUAAUGGAUGAGCUGAAGAAGAUUUACAUGUCGUUUGGGUUUCCGUUAUUGCAAUUUUUUGCAACAAACGAGGUGAUCAGGCAAAAGGAGACGAAUCAGAAUGAACUCAAGGGCAUUGAAGGAAUACCCAAGGAUGCAGACAGCUACAAAGAAAGCAUAAUAAAAGAGUACAUGAACAUGAAAGCAGCACUCAACAAGACAAGGAGCAUAUUUAUCAAUCCGAAGGACAAAGGAGAAAAGAUUGGAUGGGGAUCUGAGAGCAAUAUAUGCAGCUGA